AUGGAGCAUCAGAUCGCGAACGAGUCGCACAUCAACAAAAUGGACAGGAUGUGUGACUGUCCCACUAAUGCUCGCUCCCCUCAGGCCCUGACAAAUAUCCCAGGGUUUGGGGACCAUCAGAUCUCCGAUGCCAGCAGAGGACACGGAUAUCGCCUGACAAGUUAUUCCGGAGAAAACACCAGCCCCCCACCUCCCUACAGUUCCUUUCAGCAAAACAAAAAGAGAAAAGAGCCAGUCUUCUCUCAUUAUUGUGAUACCUGUGACCGUGGCUAUAAAAAUCAGGAUAAAUAUGAUGAACAUGUUUCACAACAUAUGCAGUGCACAGAAGAAGGUUGCAAUUUCAACGCACAUGAGAAGCUAGUUCAGAUACAUUGGAAGAAUGUGCAUGGUCCUGGUGCUAAAAAAAUAAAGUUAGAUACUCCGGAAGAGAUUGCUAGAUGGAGAGAAGAGAGAAAAAAAAAUUUUCCUACUGUGGCAAACAUUGAAAAGAAGAAGGUGAUGCAGAUGGAGAAGGAAGAAAGGGGAGAGGUGCUGACUACUCCACAGUUUGGCAAAAUGAAGGGGAUGUGGAAAGCUCCAGCAGAUGAGGAGAGGUAUGGGCAGCAAGGAAGACAGAAGAAAAAGCAAAAACGCCAGUUCUGGAAGAAGUUUAAGAGAAAUGGUGGAGGUGAUAGUGUGCCAUCACAAAGAAAUCAAAAUGUAGCUAAUGGACCAGAAAACCAUGCGUGUGAGCGAGAAGGUGAAAAACAGCCUGCACUGGAGUCUCAGGCAUGCAUGAAGGACGUGGACCCUCUCAGUCUACUGGCAAGCAGUGAUAUUGAGUCCGACAAGGAGGAGGAAGCUGCUGAAGAUGGGAAGCUGGGAACAACUGUUGUUCCCAAGCAGGUCACCUCGGCCCUGACUUCCUUGUCGGCCAACUACGGCAGCGCGUCGGAGAGCGAGCCCGAAGAAAUCCCUGUCAAGAUUGUAGCAAAAACUGAAGAAAACCAGGCUGUGCUCAGCAAUGCCUCUCAAGCUACAAGUGUUCCUCAGAAUCCAAACGUGAACCAGGAGCGUGUGGAAUCCACAAAUGCAACGUUAAGAAGCUCCAAUUCAACUGCAGGCCCCCCCAGAGGCCCUGACAAAUGGGGAAAGAAACUGUUAUCCCUCUUCCCGAAGCGGCGUCCAACUCUGCUGGAAAUGUUGCUGGCCCAGGACAUCCGGCACGAGAGGAACGUGAUUCUGCAGUGCGUUCGGUACAUCGUCCGCAACGACGUGUUUGGACUCCCCUUAAAGGCGGAAGCGGCAGCCGAAACGGAGCUUGGGCAGGACUCUCAAACUGCAGCCGAGGCUUUGGCGGACAAACUCCACGGAGCUGAUGGCUCUUGUAGCCCUCUCCCUCGGUUAGCAGGAGGGGAGGGAGAUGCGGUGUUAACAGCCCGGAGUGAGAAAGCGCCCGUAGAUCAGACCUCACAGAAGCCUCCCUGGGUAGAUGAGGAGACGUGGGAAACGACAGCAAUUCACUGUGAAGAGGCGUUAUAG
Molecule: messenger RNA, 1521 nt
Organism: Tinamus guttatus (white-throated tinamou)
Lineage: Eukaryota; Metazoa; Chordata; Aves; Tinamiformes; Tinamidae
Source: RefSeq, a predicted model, not a curated record